Molecule: messenger RNA, 1710 nt
Organism: Dictyostelium discoideum AX4
Lineage: Eukaryota; Evosea; Eumycetozoa; Dictyosteliales; Dictyosteliaceae
Exons: 2
Coding region: 1-1710 (569 amino acids)
Cellular component (GO): membrane
Molecular function (GO): carbohydrate binding
Source: RefSeq, a predicted model, not a curated record
AUGAAUAAAAUCUUAUCAAUACUUUUAUUAAGUAUUUUAAUUUUAUUUAUCCUAAGAGUGGAAUCAUAUCCAACAUAUGGUGGAUCAAAUUCAGCAAAUAUUAGAAGAGAGGACAGACAUUCAUUUAGAGCUCCAUUCUUACAAAGUGGUACUGGUAUUUUAUAUUGGGAUAUCGAAGGUUCAACAAUUGUAAAUGAUGAUUUCAUUCGUUUAACAUCGGACCAAAAAUCAUUACAUGGUGCAAUUUGGAAUACUGAACCAAUGGAACAACCAUGGUGGGAAGUUGUAUUUGAAUUUAGAGUACAUGGUGCAGGUAGAAUUGGUGCUGAUGGUAUCGCUCUUUGGUUAGUAGAUAGAAAAGAAGGUAAUUCUCAAGAUUUCUCAAUUUAUGGUUCUAAAAAUUUAUGGAAAGGUUUGGCUAUUAUUUUUGAUACUUUUGAUAAUGAUCAAAAUGGUGAUCAUCCAUUAAUUUCAGUAUUUUAUAAUGAUGGUACUAAAUUUUAUGAAACAGCAAAAGAUGGUAGUAAUAUGAAAUUAGGUAGUUGUUCAUCAAGAUAUAGAAAUGAUAAACAUAAUGCCAAAUCAAGAAUUAGAUAUUAUCAUGGUUUAUUGAGUGUUGAAAUCGAUCCAAAUGGAUCAGGUAUUUUCGAGAAAUGCGUUCAAGAUGUUCGUCUUGAUAUUCCAACACGUUAUACAUUUGGUGUUUCAGCUGCCACUGGUGGUUUAACUGAUAAUCAUGAUGUUUACUCUUUUGAUACCUUUAGUUUAGAUGCUUCAGUUUCAAAUCAAAAUACAAAUAAUUAUAAUAAUGUUCAAUUUGAAAGAGAAAGAUUAGAAAAACAAAGAUUAGAAUAUGAAUUACAACAAACUCAACAACAACAAACUCAACAACAACAACAACAACAACAACAACAACAACAAACUCAACAACAAACCCAACAAAAUAACCAAGAUAAAGAAUAUCAAGAAUUUUUACAAUAUAAAGCUCAACAACAACAACAAAAUAACUAUCAACAAACUCAAAAUGAUUUAAUUGAAAAAUUAAAUGAAAUUCAACAAGAACAACAACAAACUCAACCACCACAACAACAACAACAACAAACUCAACCUCCACAACAAAAAUUACAAGAUGAAAUUAAAAAUUUAUCAGAAAAAGAACAAAUUGGAUUUUUAGUUAAAAAGGUUGAUUCAUUAGUUGAAGCAAUUCAUUCAUUACAUGUAAUUUUAGAUGAUCCAGAUUAUAAAAAGAGUUUUGAUGGUUUAAGAGAUCAAGUUAAUGUAAUUAGUCAAGCAUUAGUUUCAUUAUCACAAGGUUCACUUAAAGUUAAAGAUUUUGAAAGUUUCCGUUCAACUUAUGAUCAAAAGCAAUCACAAUUCAUUAAAGACUUUUAUGAUUUCAAAUCAACAAUGCAAGAUCUUAAAGCAACCAUCAACAAUAGAUUCAAUAAUCAAGAUAAUGACGUCACCAAAUCAAUUGAAUCAGUUAAUAUGAAUUUAAAUUCUUUAAGAAAAUUAGUUGAAGCUUCAACUAGAGAUACUCAAAAAAUCUCUUCCAUCUUAAAUUCAAACGCUGAUGAAUUGGCAAACACAAUUCAAAAACAUAGUUCAUUUGGUUUUUGGACUUACUUUUUAUUCGUUCAAGCUAUCUUUAUCUUUGGUUUUGUUUUUUGGAGAAAAUAUAAAGAUGAUAAUAAUAAAAAAUUAAUUUAA